AGCGGGAGGAGGAGGCGGCAGAGAGCUCAGUGCCGAUACACGCCGGCCACCCUUCCACAGCCUCACUCUCCGUUUUCGCAAUGACUUGUUUGUGAUACGUUUCAUAACACAAGUGCACCCUUUAGACCGAGGGUUACUCUGACACUUGGGAGGAUCGUCAAAAUGAAGCACAAGAAUCUUAUGGCCAAAGCUUUAUAUGACAAUGCACCAGAAUCUCCAGAGGAGCUAUCUUUUCGUAAAGGAGAUAUCCUGAUGGUGAUUGAACAGAACACUGGUGGGUUAGAAGGAUGGUGGCUUUGUUCACUGCAUGGACGACAAGGCAUUGCCCCUGGCAACCGUCUCAAACUUCUUGUGGGGCCUAUCUAUGACAGCUCCACAAGUGAGCCAUCUUCCUCUAUAGCAACACAGCAGUCACUGCAGCAAGGCAUCUAUCAAGUUCCACCAAGCAUGCAUGGCCAUUCCAGCUGUGGAAGUUCUUUUCGAGAUCCUAUCUACCAAGUACCCCCUUCUCAACUGAGUCAGAAUGUAUAUCAGGUGCCUCCCAGUGCGUCAGGCCAAGGUGCACAAGGCCAUGAGAUCUAUCAGGUUCCACCAUCUGUACACAGGAGCCCUUGGGGUGCUGACAGUGCCCCUCUUACAAGCAAGGUCAGAUGUGGACAGGGCUAUUCUCCAGCAAGACAGCAGCAAAGGGUUUACGAUAUCCCACCAGUUCGCCAGCAGGGGCUCUAUGACAUUCCUGCUGCAAUGCUAAAGGGACCCAUGCAUCAGACACAACUGGAAGAAUUUAAAGCCAAAGGACUGUAUGAUAUACCAUCUUGUUUGGGAAAGGAGAAGCAGAGUGUGUACGAUAUUCCACCCGUUUCUUGCAAAGAGGCACUUGGCAGUCAUGACAGAGAAGCUACAUAUGACUUUCCACCCCCAAUGAGACACUUCACCGAUCCCCUUAUAAGCCAUAAAUCUGAGGGGUUAUAUGACAUCCCACCAACUACUGUAAAGCCAUCUUUAAAGCUGAACUCAAUCCAUUCAGGAGGUGGGAUCAGUUCCCUGAAACAGUCCAUUUAUGAUGUCCCACCAACAGUGGUCAAUUCGGAGUUGGUUUCAAAAAAGCAAUGUGUUUAUGAUAUUCCACCAACCCACCAACAAUCUCCACAGAAAGACAUCUAUGAUAUUCCACGAGGUUUGCAAGACUUUGAACAAUCUGCAUCAGGAGUAGAAAAUACUGUAUAUGACGUUCCGCCACAGGUUUCCCAAGAUGUUAAGGCGGUACAAGAUAUGACUGAUGGAAUGAACCGUUUGUCAUUUUCUAGCACAGGUAGUACACGAAGUAAUAUGUCUACAUCUUCAACGACAUCAAAGGAAUCUUCUGUUUCAGCCUCACCAUUGCCAGAGAAGAAGUUACUGCUAGAUUUAGAUUCUGCAUUUGAGAGACUGACUCAACUGCAGCAGAAUGUAGAUACCUCAAUAAAGGGACUCAUGGCUUUUGUCAAUCCUAACUGGCGAUCUUAUGAAAUAAUGGAAAAAAACCUGAAUGAAAUACAUGCUUGCGUUGACAAGGUAAAGCAUUCAUUGCUGGGAUUCCUUGGGUUUGCCCAGGGAGCCUUAGUGAAUGCAUCACGUUUAUCAGAUAUCAGUCUUCACAACAAGCUGAAAAAGCAAAUGCAGCGAUUGGAUGACUCCUACCAGAUUUUAGUCCAGACCAGCCAGGCACUGGAUAACACCAACUGGUCCUUGAACAUCUUGGUGGUAAACCGGUCCCAUAAUAAAUGUGAUAAUUUAGACCGUUUUGUUAUGGUGACAAAGACUAUACCAGAUGACAUUAAGCAGUUAGCAUCUUCUAUGAGCACAAAUGCAGAACUCUUAUUCAAACAAGGUGUUGGAAUUACAAACCUAGAGACGGUCCAUGAAAUAAACCAAGUGACCGUUGGUGACAAGAGUACUACAAGCUUUAAUCAGCUCCAUUCACAAGGAGAUAAGACAAUGAUUCAGAUUAGGCCUUUGCAUAGUCCACCACAGUUGGAUCAUGAGGAUCACAUUAAAAGCAAAGAAAUCAUUGAUAAAAGUUGGAUGGAAGACUACGAUUAUGUCCAUUUGCAGGGGAAAGAUGAAUUUGAGAGACAACAAAGAGAACUUCUGGAAAAAGAAAAUAUUGUCAAACAGAACAAGAUGCAACUGGAGCAACAUCAGCUAAAUCAAUUUCAGGAACUGGAAAAAGAAAUCACAAAACCAGUGGAAAAUGAUCUUUCAAACUGGAAAGCACCACAGCACAUUCCUCAGAAGAGCAGCAGUCUCAGCUCUCAAGAUAAACAACUUCUCUUCUUCUACUCUGAACAGUGUGAGACUCAUUUUGUAACACUGCUGAAUGCCAUUGAUGCCUUCUUCAGCUCAAUCAGUAGUGGACAGCCACCCAGAAUCUUCGUGGCUCAUAGCAAAUUCAUUAUCCUCAGUGCUCAUAAACUUGUAUUUAUAGGGGACACAUUAUCAAGACAAGCUAUGGCUCAAGAUGUUCGGAAUAAAGUAUUAAACUAUAGUAAUCUACUUUGUGAACUUCUUAAAAGCAUUGUCAUGGCAACAAAGACAGCUGCCUUACAAUAUCCCAGCAUAGCAGCGGUUCAGGAAAUGGUGGACAAGGUCACAGAACUAUCGUAUCACUCUCAUCAAUUCAAAGUCCUGCUGCUGCACUUGGCAUCUUUAUGAAGAGACAUUAUAGUUAAAUUCUGAAUAACAAAAAGCUGUUCUUUAAAGAAUCAAUAUUGUAUUAAAAUGACACACUCAUUGAGUGUUCUGUGUUCAUGUGGAAUUUUUUUUAUAUCACUAUGUAUUUUGCUAUAUUUCUCAUGCUGACUUCAUCAGUGAAACUAUUUUCAUUCUUCACAGGCAUAUGAUAUUUGAUCAUAUAAAUUUUUAUGUGGCCUAUAUUGCUCAGAAUCAUGCUGUGUACCUAGUAUAAUCACACAUUAAGUCAUAUAGUUUACUACUUUACAUUUAACACUGCACUUUGGAAUAUCUUUUAGUAUCAUAUAUUGUAGCAAAUUUGCAUUUCAGCAGCAAUCAAACCAGUUAUAGCUUUGUUUAUAACUGUACAUAUUUAUUUGGCAAUUGAAAUGGAUGAAUGGAGAAUAAAUCAUCACUAAAAGAGAUUUUCUCUUGCAUCAGAGGAGAGAGGCAGCGAUUUUUAAUGGAGUUAGUUAAUAUCAAGGAAGUUUUGAUUCAUUUGUAUUUCAGAAAUGAUGAUGUUGGUCAGGUACAGGAUUGAUUCCAUAAUCCUCUGUUCCAAAAGGAAGCUAAAUUCACAAGAGGACGCAUUGAAGAUGCACAGGAAUGAUUUCUUGAUGGUGAAAAUUGGUUGGGGAAAAAAGCAUGGCUGGAUAUCAAUGACCGGCUCCCUGCAGGUGUCUGUAACAUGACCACAAUAAUUAAGUAGUUUUCUAAUUUAUACAUUCAUGCUAUCACCAGAGGGAUAUACUUAAAAUUUAGGAAUUCUCCAGGUUUUUUCCCAUCACUGAGUUUGCAAAAAUACAAACUGGAGAAUUUCAUAUCCCUUCCACAUCCCAAUCAUCCUCCUUAAGAUUAUGAAGCAGAAAAGUCACCUGCUACUUUUUUUAAAAAUUAGCUUGUACAUUUAUUGUACUGUUUUUUUUUUCUGUUUUAAUCAUCAUUGCCUUACUCCAUUAUUUAUUUUAUUCUAACAUUGUCAAAUGAAACUGUAUUCAGUACUUAAUACUUACCCUGUACACCCUGUAAAUAUCUACACUGAUUGCCAAGUCAGUAACAGUUCAAGGAUAUUGAACAAGAAUCAGUACAAUUUUAUACAGAAAUGUCCAUAAAUGCUGCCCUUGCACCUUUGAAGUCUGGGUAACUCACUCUUAAAUUAUGCUUCGUUUUUUAUUUGUUGUUUUGCCCUGUUUGAAUUUUGUAGCCAAUAGUUUUAAAAGUGCCGCUAUGUUUUUACCUUUUUGAUUAUUAAAUCUUAAAUCAAAACAUAGAGAUUUUUAGGAUCAGCAACUUUUUGAUGCUUGCAAAUUUGGGGGAAUAUGAAGUAUUCUGAUUGACGUCUAUAUGACUUUCAAGGAUAAAAAUUGAAACCCCUUACUUUCAUACACUGAGAAUAGAUUUCCUUGAUGGAAUCAUAGUUUAUUCCAGCAGCUAGUUCUACAUUACUAAUCUGAUUAUAAAUGUUCUUUCAGCCAACUCUUUUCAGUUGAUCACAUGCCUUCCUUCAUUUGUUAUUAACUCUCCCAAUGUAGAUUCUCAUUUUUAGUUCAUCUCUAGUUCCUGUUGAAAAGGUGAUACAUAAGCUUCCUCCUUCACUACAGUCUCUGUGGUAUCUCCAGAGCAUUCUUGGGAUUGGACUUUGGACAGUGUUACAUCUGAUUGCAGAUAUAAUCUAUUUGUCCUAAUUGAGUCAUGUUUAAAGUAGAAUCUACAAUGCAGGAAAUGUGUGUGUAACUUGUUUACAGGUAGAAGGAAAAAAAAAGUCAGAAUCUAUGUUGUGCUCUUUAUCACUGUCAUUAAGUUUGUAGAUUUAUGAUUUAUUCAUAGCAGAUUAUAUUGCUUUAUGGAUGAAAAUAUGGUUUCAUGAACUGAACUGAAAUCCUUAAAGCAAAUGUGCAGCAAGAAAUUAACAUUGAGACUCUGUUCAUUCCCUGACAUUGCUAGAACUGGAAAUUUACUUUAAACCCUUCUGAAUAUCAUAGAACAUUUUCUUAUUAUUCUGUUAAAAAAUAUAAAUAUAUCUCGACUGAAAAAAUUAAAUGGUUUUGAUAUGGUUUUAGAAAAUGGAAGAUUGUUUUAUUUUUCAUACUUUAAUCAUCCAUUAAAAUGGGAGGUAAUACCUCCAUGUAAGCACCCUUGGUGCUGGAGGAACACUGUCUCGUUUUUACUGUACCUGUUGUAUAUGGUAGAAAUGACAAAUAAAAAGCUGCUUUUAUCUACCAAA
Molecule: messenger RNA, 4936 nt
Organism: Hemiscyllium ocellatum (epaulette shark)
Lineage: Eukaryota; Metazoa; Chordata; Chondrichthyes; Orectolobiformes; Hemiscylliidae
Gene: nedd9
Product: neural precursor cell expressed, developmentally down-regulated 9
Exons: 7
Coding region: 163-2694 (843 amino acids)
Biological process (GO): cell migration; cell surface receptor protein tyrosine kinase signaling pathway
Cellular component (GO): plasma membrane; cytoplasm
Molecular function (GO): protein binding
Source: RefSeq, a predicted model, not a curated record